This is a messenger RNA of Hydra vulgaris (swiftwater hydra), 3873 nucleotides long. The record is from RefSeq and is a predicted model, not a curated record. Lineage: Eukaryota; Metazoa; Cnidaria; Hydrozoa; Anthoathecata; Hydridae.
AAUAGAUCCGCAAAGUGUAACUAAAUACAUAUCUUUAAAAAUUUUUAGCCUAUGUCAAUUAUUUUGCUAAAGUUAUUUUUUGUUUUUAUGUAAUCUUCAACAAUGUCUGGUAAUGAAAAGAGAGUAAAUGUUAAUAAACUUAUGUACAAAAGUGUAAACGAUUUGAAUAAAGUUGCAGAAAAAAUAGAAGUUGUUAUCAAAACUACCACACAAUGUACACAGAAUGAAAACAUAAAACGUACUUACCCCAGCACAAUAAAUCAUGCUUGCUGCAGCACGGUGCCAUUUUUUAAUUCUAAGGAAAUUCAAUUAUAACUCAUUGCUUUAAUAUGUUGAUUUAACUGGAUAAGAUAUUGCAAGUCUGUUAAUGAAAUCUUCAAAAAAGCUGAAACUUGUUAUAAAAAUGGAGACGAUGAGGAGGCUUAUAUGUUAUACAUGCGUUGCUAUAUUAUCUAUAAAAAAAUUCGAGAAUCUUACGAGUUUAAUAAAGAAAAGAAUACAUUUUUAUCACUACUUAAAAACUGUAAUAUAAAAGUUGCUAUAGAAAAAGCAGAAGAACUAAGUGAUCAAUUACAAAAGAGAUAUACGGAGCUGGCUGAAUGUCAAGAUAAAAGUCAGAAAAAAAAUCAGAAUGGUCUUAGCUCAAAUGAGGAUCAAUUUGACCUGAUUUUACCUGAUGUUCCAACUGAUUUCAAAAUUAGAUCUCCUGAAAAUACGCAUAUAACCAAAGAAACAGACAAAACUUCUACCAAUAAUCACAAUGAAAUUAAUAAUCCUUCAUCUAGUAUAAAUCUUGUCAAGAAAACUUGUACAUUUAUUUCUGUUAAUAAACUUUAUGAAAUUCUAAAGGAUUGCAAAAGUGACCCACAGUCUACUUUAUUAAUUGAUGUGAGACCAGUUGAGGAAUACAAUGAAGCAAGUAUUUGCCAUCAAUGCAUGAUUAAUGUGCCCGAAAAUAUUUUAAAAACCGGUGCAAAUGUUAAUACAAUUGAAAUGAAGCUAAGUAAAGAAACAUGGGAGUUAUGGAAAAGUCGAUUUGAAAAAAAAAACGUAGUUAUCAUCGAUUAUAAUUUAAAUGAAGAUUUGUUUACACCAACAUGUCCCGUUAAAAUUCUUUCAGAUGUUUUGCUUAAGUUUGAGGGUGGUUUUCAAUUGUUUGCUGUAUUAGGUGGUUUUAAAGAAUGGCAUUUAUCUUAUCCAGCACUUACAACAAAUCCUACAUACUGCAAACUUCCUCAAAAUAUGACCUUUAAUCAAGAUUUGCUAAGUCUUGUAAAAGAUCUAUUAUAUCCAGAGCUUAUUUUUGACAAAAAAAAAGAUGAAACAAAAAUAGUUGAUACAUCUUCUGUGGCUAAUUUUAUGAGACCUGAUGAGAUGCAUGACAAAAAUAAUACUGAAAAGGAAAAUUACAUUGAAAUACCUGUUGAAAAUCAAACAAGAAGUAAAAAUGUAACUGAUAAUAGUAAUUCACAGAUAUCUUUAUCUGAAAUAGUUCCAAAUAGCCAAAAAUCUGAAGAGUCUAAAACUCAUUUUGACAAAAAACAUUCCUCACUUGAAUCCUCUUCAUUAAAUUUAGUAUCUGAUAAAAAUCUAAUUAAUAAUAGAGAUAUAAAGGAGAAUGUAGGUAAAACUAUUGUAGAUAUUAAAGAGAAUAUAAUUAAAACUAUUGUAGAUAUCAAGGAAAAUGAAGACAAUCCUAUCAGUAAUAAUAAUAUGAAUGGAGAUAAUACCAUUAGAAAUAAUAAUGGGAAUAGAGAUAAUACCAUCAGAGAUAAGUCUUCAGUUGAAAGAAUUUCAGAUAAUGACCCUAUAAAUAGUUAUAUUAAUAAAAAAGAUAAUUUUGUUUCCAGUAUGCCAACUAAUCUAGAUAAGUUACUAUUGACACAACCAGUUGUUGGGUUAACCACAUCAGAUAAACUCCCUGUUAAUGUCACAUCUCAUAUAUCUCCUCCAAUAUUGCCAGUAUCAUCAAACACUUCAACACAACAUCUAACUAACAUCCAAAAUUUAACAUUACCAGAUAAACCUAAAGUUUCCUUACAGCCAAAGUUUAAAGCCAAUUCUGAAAAUCUUGCUGAACAAGGUAAUUCUGUUCCUAAUGUUUCACUCAUAGCUACAUCACAUCCUGUAAUUACUGUUCCUUCCAUGAUUCGACAAAUAAAUCCAAAUAUAGGUCUUUUAUCUCCUCAAGUUAAUGCCAUACCUAACGUAAUGGUUCAAAGCUCCCUGGAUUUACCUAAACAGGGUGAAAAUAAUAAUAGUUCAAGUGUUCCGGCUGCAUUUGUUCCAAAGCAGUUUUCCACCAAUUCUCUUCCAGUUCAAAAACCUAAAUGCCUUGCUACCUUAGGUUUACCAAAUGGCUGGGAAAAAGCUAUUAGCCAUGACACUGGGAGAGUUUAUUAUAAAGACCAUAACACUGAAACAACCCACUGGGAGUUGCCUAUAGAAGUUCAACAACAAAUGUUAACAAAACCAGUACCACGAAAAGAAUCAAGUGUUACAAAAGCAUUUAAUGAUUCUUUUCCAGUGCCAAACAAAGUCUCCCAUAAUGAUGCAGAAUCAAAAAUGAAAAGAUCUCUCUCUUCGCCAAAUCUAAAUGACGCUAGUUCUGAUCAAUUACCAAAAUUGAAAUCGCUUCCUGUUAUAGAUCGUUUAUCAAAGCCAACAGAAAAAAAAACUGUUUUAGUUGAUAGAACAACCAAACCUGUUUCAGCAUCAAGAUUAGAAAAAUUGGCACCAAUUUAUGGGAGCAUGGGUCGAGUUUUAACUGGAUUAAAAAAUCUCGGCAACACUUGUUAUAUGAACUCUGUAAUUCAAUGUCUUGCAUGCACAUUGCCACUUGGAAAGUAUUUUACAACUGGAAUGUAUGAGAAACAUCUGAAUUUGUGCAACACUAAUGCACAUCCUGGAGAGCUAGCACGUGAGUUAGCUUUCCUUAUUAUUGUCAUAUCAGCAGGAGAAUAUCGGUCUGUUUCACCAAUUGACUUCAAAAUUGCUUUGGGUAAGUUUGCACCUGAUUUUAGUGGGUUUAAACAGCAAGAUGCUCAUGAACUUUUGAUGUUUUUUAUGGAUGGACUUCAUGAAGAUGUAAACAAAAUUGUAAAAAAGGAAAUAAUUAAAGUGAAAGAAACUGAUAAUUUAUCAGACGAAAUAGCUGCUGAUAUUGCAUGGAAAGAUUACAAGCUAAAUAAUGAUUCAGUGAUUGUUGAUCUAUUUCAGGGUCAAUUUCGCAGCACAGUGACAUGUUUAAGUUGUAAUAAACGUUCAAAAACUUUUGAUGCUUUUAACUGCUUGCAGCUGCCACUGCCAAGUAAUCAGUCUACAACUCUUGAGAAUUGUAUUCAAACAUUUACAAAAGCUGAAAAAAUUGGUGGGAAUGAUAGUUGGAAGUGUUCCAAUUGCAAGAGAUAUCGAGAAGCAUCUAAGACUAUUGAAAUAUGGAAAUUACCUCCUGUUCUUAUUAUCCAACUUAAAAGGUUUCACUUUGAUGGUCGUUGGCAUAAUAAAAUUCAAACUACAGUUAACUUUCCAAUGCAAAAUUUUAAUAUGUCCAAAUAUAUUGUCGCGCCACAAUCAAUACAUACUAAGUAUCAUCUUUAUGCAGUGAUUAACCAUUAUGGAAGUUUUGAAUCAGGUCAUUAUACUGCAAAUUGUGUAAAUCCUUAUUACGAAAAAUGGUAUAAUUUUGAUGAUAGUAUUGUUAAAGAGAUUGAUGUAAAUUCUAUAAAGACGAAUACUGCAUAUCUCUUGUUUUACACAGCAGUAGACUUCAAAGAAUAUAUAAAACGUUGAAAUUGUCUAAAGUAAAAUUGUAAAUAUAUGUAGCAUAAGAUUUUGUAUUAUGAAUUAUAUUCCCAUUACUAAGUUUAUUUA